AUCAACGAGAAAGCAAAACCUCAUUAGCGGGUUCUGUUCAUGCUGAACAUGAAAGAGGGAGCCAGAAGAAACGAGUCAAAUCGGUUUGGACUGCUGAAAUGAUUUUGGAAACUCGCAUAGGAGUUUAAAAGUUUCUUUUCUUUUUGACAGGACUCGCUGAGCGGGGCGGACGCGAGCGCUCGUUCUUUCUGCGGAGGCAGUGAAAUGUAUCAAAUUCUAUUGUGAUGUAAAAAUGAAGUCGGAAGCGUGUACGGGCUGACAAACGGGGUCUAAGUGUGACCUAGCCCGGAAAAGUGGUACACUAAAUCAAUUUUGCCUGCUUAUUUGCAAAUGUAAAUUUAGCAAAAAGUUGAAAAGCCUGUGGUGUCGUUAUUUUAUCUGUCUGGCAGGUAGGAUGUACGGAAAGGUGCUUGGAAAAGGAAAACGGAUUUGUACUGAACGCUGUGAUCCCAAAUGAAAUAAUGCGAGGAAAUGAUCCUGCGAGUGUGCUGAUUUGAAGAAGCAUCGAGGGAAACAUCCAGCCAUUUUUUUGGUUUACUGAGUAACUACACUAGUUUUCCCACAUUCCAAUUAUGGAUGAUAGUAUUCCAGGCAGCUGCAGUGCCGUGAUCCAAAAGGGAAAGUUUGCAUUCAUCGAGGCUCAGUUGCAGGGUGGAGCGCCUUGGGGUUUCACGCUCAAAGGUGGACUUGAACACGGCGAGCUGUUAAUCAUAUCGAAGGUAGAGGAGGGCGGAAAGGCAUUUCUAUUGCAGCACCCCCUACAGGUGGGAGAUGAAGUUGUCAUAAUUAAUGAGGUGGAGUUGAGUGGAUGGAGGCAAGAGGCGAUAUCUCUCAUUAAAGGAUCUUACAAAACACUGCGGCUUACGGUGCGAAGGGAGUGUUGUCCUGGUCCUUGCUGUUGUGAAUCACAUCCUCUCAGCCCUUCCAGAGACAACAGAUGCAGUGGAGGAGUGAGGCUACGCAUUAAAAACAGACAAAGUGAACCUGGCUCUCGACCUCAUUCCUGGCACUCUACGAAGCUGGGCGAGGGCCCUCAGGACUCAGACAGCAUGAUGCAAGUCACCCAGGGUGGUGUGGGAGCCCCCUGGCACCAAAGCUAUCAUUCCAGUGCCUCAACCACAGACCUAUCAGGGUAUGAGACGGGAUUCCUUAGGAAGAGCCCAGAUCAAUACAGUUCACGCGGCAGCAUGGAGAGCCUAGACCACACUCACCCAGUCUAUAGCUCCUGCUAUCAACUGUCGUCCUCCAAAUCCUCCAGCAGCAUUGAUCACCUGCACAGCAAGCGUGAUUCUGCAUACAGUUCAUUCUCUACCAGCUCUAGUAUCCCAGAGUACCUUGCGGCUGCACCAUCGUUUAACAAGGAGAGGUCAUAUUCCAUGGAGAAUGUUCCACAGAAAGAAGGGAUGCAGCAGGCAGAUAUACGCUACAUACGCACUGUCUAUGACCCCCAACAGGGUGUGUCUGAAGAGCAUGAGGUCACCUCUGCUGCACUGAUGAGAACCAAUGAAAGCAGAACACAGUCUAGAAUUGGGAAUGUCCAGGGCAUGAUCUGCCAUCGUGGCAGCAGUAGUAGCGGUAGUAGUGGAAGCAGUGGAGGCACCACCUACUCACAACGCCACAGUGUUGGGCCAGUCUGGGAUCCAACACACAACCGGCAUUCCUACGAAAACCUAAAGGGGGCACCAGCACCUCCAUUACGCAGUGACAGCUUUGCAGCAUUUCGCAAUCAUGAGCGGCCCAACUCUUGGUCGAGUCUUGAGCAUGCUCGGUCACAGCGGGCACUUCACAAGGGUUCCUGGAAUCAAUCAAGUGGUUCUGUGGCCACAGGAAAGUCCUCAUUUGGAGCUGAAGGUCAGUUGCACACUGUGAUUGAGAAAAGCCCUGAAAGUAGCCCCACCACCAAACCCAAACAGGGUUUUCCUCAGGCCUCACAGCCUGGCCGCCUCAUGUUACCCUCCAGCAUCUACCCUGUUCCACCACCUGAGACACAUUUUGCACAAAUUCCAACCAGUAACCCUAGCUCUGGUAGUGUGUACCCAGCACUGGCUAAGGAGAGCAAGCACAACCCUCAUUGUGACCUUUUAGGGGGGUCAGAAAGAGAGGACAGGGUCAUGGAUGAAAAUGGAUACCAAAGCCAUGCUCCAAGCCUAAGCCCUGUCCAACCCCACAUUUUGGCACAACUUAAGCUGUCUGAUAUCAUUCAAGAUGACACUCAAGUCAAAUCUGUUUUUUACCGAUCUCACUUGCAGCCGCAAGAGCAGAAGACACAAGCACCAUCUGUAGUCCAGGAGAGAAGGGAUCCUUACACACCUGUUCAACCAAGAGGAGAAAGACUUAGGCUCUCGCAUGGCUUGGAAGUUUAUAACAAUUACAGGCAACCUAAAGAUGAAGAACAAAACAAAUAUAGUGAACAAAACAUUCAUCCUGACCCUCUUUACUCAGAAGUUGCACAGGGUCAAGUUGCCCAAAUGUACAGAGGAAACUUAGUCCAGACACAAGGAUGUGACCACAUAGUUAAACCAUUAAGGCACUACAGUGACUCUAGUGCUCUCCAACAGAGAGGUCAUGACAUGGAUCACCCUCUGACCAGACUGGAGAAUGCACUUGCUGAGGUUCAACGGUGUGCUAGUCCCGAAAGUACAGCUAGCCAAUGCAGUGUCCAGAGUGAACGUACCAUGUCUGUGUUGGAGAAAGUAAGUCAUUUUGAGAGACAGCAAGUUAAACCUCGCAGUCAUAGCAGCGUCUCCAAUCAUAGUUCUAUAGCUGGUCCAAGCCAAGCACCAAGACCUUCCAGUGAAAACUGUUCCAUCUCUAGCGCGGAAGAUUUGCGCAGCAUGUUAGAGAGAAGCAACAUCUCCGUCCAUUAUGGGAGAACUCAGAGUGCUUCCAGCAUGGCAAGUUAUGAUGGACACAUAGAGGUGCAGCAGGAUUCGCGAAUGAGACGUGGAAGUAGUGACCAUGCCCGUCAUCACCAUCCACAAGACCCUGCCAUCACCCUUCAGAGGAGUAAAAGCACCUUCCAGCUUGGUGAGGAAAAUGGCUACCAAGGUAAAGGUGACAUUCAUAAUAUCCUGGCCACCAUCCAGGAUACAUAUUUUAACAGAGCAUAUAGAGACAGCAUUAAAGAUGCUCAGUCUAAAGUGCUGAGGUCUACUUCAUUCAGAAGACGUGACCAUGGCAUUAAUCCUCCAGCAGUGCCAGCUAAACACAUGUCCCUAGAAAGAAAAGUACCUGAUACAAGUCUCAAACCUGCUACAUCCCCACACACUCCAAAAGAACGACAUGUUGUUCCUGUUGAGGUAUCAAAUGGAAUCACUCCUCCUGAUCUCCCCAGUGUCCCAGCUGUGGGACCCCCAGUCAUGCGGAUUUGUGGACGCAAACGAUUUACAGUGGAGAAGAAAAAACGAUCUUACUCUGAGCCAGAAAACAUGCAUGAAGUUGGCGUGUUGACUCAGGAAAUCAGUCAGGCUGAGAGGAAGAUUCAGCAGCAGUUUUUGUCAAGUGAGACAAGUGUUGCCGACCGGCGCAGGAUGUUUGAGCAAGUUGCUAAUCGUAACGCUGACCCGAGACUUGUCUCCUCCAGAUCGGAUUUGAAGCAGAUGCAGCAAGAUGCCCUUGUUGAGUACAUGGAACGCAAAACAGGUAGAAGAAUAGAUGGACAUCCAAACCGCCCACAUAGUGCAUAUCUACAGUCAGCUUCUUCCUCUUCCAUUGACUCACGGAGCCUCACCUCAACCCCAAGUGUGUGCUCUUUGCAAGAGCCAGGAUACGAUGGCUUCUUUGGCAAUGUUCAUAAAGCAUCCACCCUUCCAGCAGGAAUGCAAAGCUCCUUUUAUCCAACCAGGGCCACCCAAAAUCACACACGGUCUGAGUUCUUCCCCAUUAGCCAUCAGUCACAAGGCAUAAGUCCUGAAUCUUCAAAACCAGAGACAAAGAAACCCACCACUACACAGAUCCCAGGCCCAGCCAGACAUCCCCUUCCUCCGCACCUGGAGGCAGUUUUUGAGAAAGCCACCUCAGCCAGAAGUUCAGGGAGGUCAGCUUCAGCAGAGGAUCUGCUUGACCAUAGUGAAGAACGUCCAGUUCCUCAGCACUUUCGCUCCAGGUCAUCUCCAUCAGUGGAGAACUUUAAUCAGGACCUAAUGGCCACAAACCUCCAACAGUUUAUAGCUGCCUCCAAGAAAUCCUCAGAAAGCAGUAGGGUGUUGGGGAACACAGCACCCAAACAGUCAUGUGCAGAGAGGAGCUACCAGCUGAACCAGGGUUCUGUCCAGCAAAGCACACCUGUGCUGAGGCGGGAGCACCAGAGAAAUUCUGACCGGCCCAGGGCACAAAGUGCUUCUGCUCUUGCUGCCUCCGUGGGACUGCCUUGUUCUCUCACCUCUCCAGGAACUGUUGCCAGCCUGGACUGGCAUAAUGGAGAGAGACUGUGUCAGCCCAACCUGGACUCUAUUGCUUUUCCAGAAACUGGCCCUCGAAGUCAAACGAGUCUGUCCGGACUCUUGCGGCAGAAAUCCAGCGACACCAGCACUUCUGAAGACACCCUGAAGGACUUUCCAUGUCCAGUGGCUUCAAAACCAUCAAAGUCCGCCCAGUCACCUCCAUACCCAGAGGUCAAAGUCAUGGGGUCACAUACAUCCCUGGAUUAUCCACCUGAAAGAUCAUCCGAUUCAAGGCCACCCACCCUCCCCUUUCUUCGGAUCUCAGAGUCUGGUCUUCAUGACGUUCAGAAUACUCCUUUGUUACAAGAUAAUGAUGAAGUGUUUUUAGCGCCACUCCCACCACCACCAUCUUUCCCCCCACCACCACUACUGCCAAUCAGAGAGACAGAGAUUAUGGAUGACUUCCCCCCACCCCCACCUCUUACACUAACUCCUCCUCAACCCCCAGUUGAGGAGGAGUUAGUAACAGAAGCUUUACAGUCGUCAGGAUCAUUAAGACAAAUCAGCGAUUCUGAGAUUCUGGCUGAAACAACAGUCUGUCCAGAGACUGAACGGUCAUUAAAUGACCCCAAAACUCUAUCUGUGAAUCCUGACCUACAGUCCAGCCAUCUCCCUCAGUCACCCAGCAGUGUCCCUCUAGAGGAAGACACCUCUCAGAUUCUGGGAUUUGACAACCGUCUGCUCUCUAAAAGAGAGCAAACUCAACCUGAGCUGCUUGUGGAGACUCUUGCCCGCGAGCUGGUGGACAGGGACAAAUCCCUCACCUCGCUCCUGGACACCUGGGCAGGUAAAACUACCAUAGAUCUAAUGGAGGACAUCUUCCCCUCACACUCAUUGUCACCCUGGCAACACAGGAGGAGCAGCAGCGAUCGUUUGGUUGACAGGACUCAAGAUGGCUCGUGUACCCCAGAUACUCGCAUUCAGACUGUACCAAGAAAAAUGGAGACAGAUCUGGAUGAUGAAGAGGCUUAUCUGAAUCAAAAGAAGGUGGAGCUGUUGCAGGCAUUGAACAUGAGCAUCAGAUUGUUGCAACGGGAGAGAGAGAAUCUGGUUGAACAGCAGAAGCGUUUCAGCACUCUAGGAGGCAGUUUGGAAGCUUUAGUCCAGGAACGCUGUAAACCCAAUGAGAGAGACAAAUACUUCAUGUUUGUCGGUGACCUGGAGAAGAUUGUAAACCUGCUGCUGUCCCUGAGUGCUCGACUCGCUCGCGUGGAGAAUGCACUGACUGCUCUCAGAGGAGAAGAGAGCCAGGAGAGUGCAGAAGAAAGGGAGUCGCUGCAGUUGAAACGCAAGCAGUUGUGCAGUCAGCAGGAAGACGCCCGUGAGCUGAAAGAAAACCUGGACCGACGUGAGCGAGUGGUUCUGGAUAUCCUGGCGGGUUACCUGAGCGGCCCGCAACUGCACGACUACCAGCUGUACAUCCGCAUAAAACCCGCCCUGCUCAUACGACAGCGCCACCUGGAUGAGCUCAUACGGCAGGGGGAGGAGCACGUGCGAAGACUGGAGGAGAACCUCCCCCUUGAGUUCCACCCAAAGAACACUGACCCCGCCCCCAAAUCGCCACACUGUUUUAACCCCACCCACUCGCCACGCUCCACCACUGUGACCUCACUCUGACUCCGCCCAUCGUAGAAUGAAACUACGUACAGCUGCUGAGGAAAGAAUCAAUGAAACUGAUGUAGAUAUUGAAAGAGACUAUGAGACAGUGCACACAGAAAAGUGCCUUAAAUGAAGGAUUUGACUUUAUGACUUUGCAAUAGGAGUAUCACCAACAGUCAAGAAAACAUCCAAGUUCUAUUUCACCCCAAAAUCUGACAAAAGAAAAUAUUAAAUUAUAUUUUGCUUAUAGAAAAUGAAGCUGAGUUUUGGCUCCACUAAGAUUUUUUGCAUUGUGACAUUAUUUUUUGUUCAAUUAAGCGCAUUUUCUCUGCGAUUCUCAUUAUUGUAGUGCGUCCUGAUUAGAGCUAUACAUUUUCCAUUUAAUCACAAUGUUCAUUUGAAGAAUGCAAAUACCAGAUCUUACAAUCCCAAGAUAUAUCUUUUUCUUUAAAGUUUACUUUGGUUUUGUUUGUGUUUGUGUUAAUAUACUGUACCUGUUAAUAAUAUAGCAACUAAACUGCAUAGUUUGGGCCCUGUUGUUCAUUUUUAAAAUGAAUAUUUUUAUAAUGUAUCAAGUUUGAAGGUUCCCUCUGUAAUUUGCAGCAUUAGCUAAUAUUUGUAUGCAAAAUGGACAUUAUACUGUAACUGAAAUAUACACAAAUUCCAUUCAAAUUUAUUCAAAACGUUUCAAAAUAUAAUUGCAUGUGAAUCAGAAUAAAAUCACAUUUGGAAUUCUGCCCUAGUCCUUCAAUUUUAUUUUUACUAUUCACAUUAUUUUCAAUGGUAAUACUAAUCAUAAAAAAAUAAAUACUGUAAAAUGGUUUACUGUAAUAAGGUAAAACUACAUUGUUUUAAAAAGAUUUUAAAAUUAAAAUUAGAAUAGGUCAUACAACAAAUCGUACCAUAAUGUCUAAAUACUUUAAUACUUAUUUAUUAAUACUUUAAUAUCAUUAUUUAUUUUACAGUAAUAAGAAUUGCAGGUAUGAGCUUAAUUGUCUAGAAAAAAUGUCACUAUGCAAAAAUCCUAAUCAUCCUAAAAAUUGGCUUUUAUAGGUUUUUAAAAUAGACAUUUUCUAUAUAUAAAUAAAUAGAGAGAGAGAGAGAGAGUACUGUGCAAAAGUCUUAGGCAAAAAGCAUUUGUCUUAAGAUGGUUAUUUAUAUCUUCAGCUUUAGUCUGUCAAUAGGAAAUAUACAUUUUAGACUCACAAACAUUUGCAAAUAGAAAAGAUUAGAAUAGAAGAACAGGGAGCCCUGCAACAGAUGUCAUGGUCCCCACAAAGCCCCCCACUGAACAUCAUGUCAGUCUGAGAUUACAUAAAGAGACAGAAGCAAUUGAGACAGCCUAAAUAGAUAGAAGAACUGUGGAGAAUUCUCCAAGAAGCUUGGAACAUCCUAUCUGCCAACAACCAAGAAAACUGUGUCCAGAUGUACCUAAGAGAAUUGGGGCUGUUUUAAAGGCAAAGGUGGUCACACCGAAUAUUGAUUUAGCUUUUUUAUGUUUACUGGACUUUGUAUGACAUUAAGUGAUAAAUGAAAACUAUUUAUGUCAUUAUUUUUGAAGACAUCCUCACUAUGCAACAUUUUUCACAAGUGCCUAAAACUUUUGCACAGUACUGUGUAUGUAUAUAUAUGUAUGUAUAUGUGUGUGUGUGUGUGUGUGUGUGUGUGCGAGAAAUCUUUUUUUAUUUCACACAUGCAUGGCGCAUUUACACAGCAAACUCAAAUUAGCACAACACAACUACACAACACUAAAGCACAAGGCACAGCACAAUGCAGAUUUAAUGGUAAAAAAAUGCCUCAUUGUGAUUGGUGAAUUCAAUAACUGCUGAGCACUUUGGAACAGAUGAACCACUUGUUUCACAAAGAGAAGAAAAUAUUUAAGACACACAUUCUAUUUGGAAUUUUAAAAUAAUAAUUUCCUGUUGUUUAUAAAAUGCCUUCCUGAAAUGCCACCUUUACAUCAAUAGCAUCAGAUAAUGAUUUAUAAUUUUAGGUUUAUAAAUGAUUUUGUACUCUGUAUGUUGCUGUACAUACUCUGAGCAAUCCCCAUGUGAUUUUAAAAUGAAAACAGUUGAUGUAUUUUUGUAAGCAAAUUACAAAAAAGCAGAACAAUUAAGAAGGGUGCUUUUGUGGCUCUUGUUGGCUUUAACUGGUGCUCUUCUAAAUCAUCACAUCUGCAAUUUUAAAGGGGGGGGGGGGGAUUGGGUCGUCAUAGCUGAUGUUUAACCAGCACUUGAACGCAAUAUCAGUACUAAGUUUCAAUGGUGAUUAGGACACAAUUUCCAUUAAUAUUCAGACUUAAUGAACAUUAUUCACAAGUUAUGCUAUAUGCUGAGUUUGAUCGCGAUGCACACCCCCAAACUAUUUUGCCAAUAUAUUUUAUUUAAGCUGUUGUUUGGCUGUGUUUUGUUUUAUUUGGAGAGCAUCCUUACUUACAAAAUAUCUAAACCCCAUACAGCUAAAUAAACACAAUGGCUAAGGGCCGCAAUAGCAGCACAUUUUAGAUGCAUUCGUAUUGGACUUACCGUAUGUUCCUGUAUAAGAGGCAGAACUGCAUUGUGAUCUGACACGUGAUAGUUGAUUUUGUUUCGCAGGAGGGUAAUCUAAAGGGAAGUUUCUGCCAUGCUUUAUGAUGUUUAAAUGCAAAACAAGCACAAUUGGAAGUUAAAAUAAAUCUAUUUUUUAAAUA
This is a messenger RNA of Myxocyprinus asiaticus (Chinese sucker), 8730 nucleotides long. RefSeq names its product protein Shroom3-like. Lineage: Eukaryota; Metazoa; Chordata; Actinopteri; Cypriniformes; Catostomidae. The coding region runs from base 573 to 6059 and encodes 1828 amino acids. The record is from RefSeq and is a predicted model, not a curated record. Gene Ontology annotation, biological process: actin filament organization. Gene Ontology annotation, molecular function: actin filament binding. Gene Ontology annotation, cellular component: apical junction complex; cortical actin cytoskeleton; apical plasma membrane. The transcript is spliced from 11 exons.